This is a messenger RNA of Xyrichtys novacula (pearly razorfish), 34279 nucleotides long. NCBI's taxonomy places the organism in Eukaryota, Metazoa, Chordata, Actinopteri, Labriformes, Labridae. The record is from the annotation of a GenBank genome assembly.
GAUUCGACUUUUCAAUUGUCAAGUCCUCACUAUGUUAUAUACGCACUACGUACUAUUAUUGUUUAUUAUUCCACAUACAACUGUCAUUUAUUAUGUGGCCAUUUUCAAAGCCUUUCCUCUGUUGUGUUAUUAGUGCCCCCCUCCUCUCUCCUUGCAUCCCUGCAUCCAUCCCUCCCUUCCUCUCUCUCUCUCCCUCCCGGCAGUGCAUCCCCAUCCCCCACACGGUGGCCGUCUCUCCGGGUGAAAGCUGUCUUCCCUGCGCCACUGGCCCGACCAAACGCUGCUAUUGCGCCGUCAGUCCGCACCGACCCUGAGGCAGAGCACACACACGGGAGGAGGCACGUACACACAAGGGGAACCUUUUUUUCGUACAACCGAGUGACUUUGGUGAGUGACGUCCGUCAUUGAUAAUAAAGAGCAAAGAUGUUUAUGUGUCGACUUGCUUAGUUGUACGAUUUUUCCUGUCUUUUUUUCCCCCUUCGUAUCCCUUCAAUUGUCCUCCGCGGUGGCUGGCUACAGCAGCUAGGCUAACCGAGCUAGCUCAAAUAGCGGAAUGAAACUGCUUCUAGUUGUGUUGUAUCAAUCUUUAUUGUGUGCGGCCAAGCGGUACAACUGGUGUUUUAUAUCUGUAUCAUAUCUACAGUCGGUGUGUUUCAUUGACAUUUGCCAAUCUUUGUCAAGUUAGCGCGCUAAUUAGCUAUUUGAGCAGCGUGUUGCCGAGGGAUGCAGGGAUGCUACAGCGGUUUAGCGGUUACCUUUUUCAGUGCUAGCAUGGAGCUAAGCUAACGUUACUAUUCUGUGACCCGCAUAGAUUCCUGCGUGGGCUGCAGCGGAAUGGUUGAACAGCCAUGCUAACGGCGGCUAAUCUGGUGAUAAUUGGCAAGAUGGCAUCGCGGAGUUGUUAUCUUGAAAUCGGUGGAUUUUCAAAAUGGUGUCUUAAGCUUGUUUGAGUGUGACCAUUUUUGUCCAACCAUGGCUGUUUUGGCGUUGCUCGCUAUCCUCGGAAUGCAGCGCACUGCCAGUGCAUGCCAUACUCAGAUAGAUAUAACUACAUAAUAACCACUGAUGUGCUGGGAAACGCAAAUGCCAGCACACUGGGCUGUAUCCUCGAGGCUGCAGCCACCAUUAUGAGCUAAACAAUUGUAUUUUGGAGUGGAACUAAUUUGUUUUUGCUGAGUUUUGCCCUGCAUCUGUGGUGUGCGUUUAAAAAAUUGUCAUGGCCCAAAAACAAUGUGCUGAGUCCGUUAUGCAAAUUUCGUUGUUUGCAUUUUUUUUAAUCGAAUGGCACACACUCAACACAACGCACCUCAGUUAGGUUUGACAAUGAAUGCGAGGCUUGGUUUUGUUAGUUGAAUUUACUCCAAAACUAAGUGCUGCUCAUGAGUUUUAGACAUGAAACAAAUCAACUUGUAGUGAGUAUAAAGUGGAGAUAUAAGCAAAAAGUAUCAUUAUUUAUUCAUAUUCUGACUAGGUUUUUGAACAGUUUUAUUGUCACAUAAUAGUGGACAUUUUACCAAAUACAAUAGAAUUACUUGUACUAAGUAAAGUGGUGAUAUGAGCAAAAAGCAUUAUCAUUUAUUAAUAUUCUGACUAGGUUUUUGAACGGUUUCAUCAUCACACAAUAGUGGACAGUAUCUGUUUCAUUAUACCAAAUACAAACAUAGGCACAUGAAUAUGUUUUUCAUCAGCAGGAAAGCAUUUAAUCCUCCUUUUCCUCCUCUGAUUCAUGUUCUUUCUGUCACAUUUUUGUACACAACAUAUUUUAGUACCAACAUACUGCAGUCGAAUAAGGUAACACUAUUCAAACUGAUGAAAAAAGUACAUAUAAACAUAAUAUUCAAACACACAUAUAUAUUUAUUUUUGAUAGUUCUCUUUAGUAUCUUUCUUUCUAUUUUAUUCUUAUGUUUUUAUUUUAGUGUUUGUAGAAUUCUUGUCUUGUAUAUAUAGUACCUUCUUUCUUACAAAUAUUUGUACUUUUACUACCUUAUUUACUUGUCUAUUGCACUGGAAAAGGAGAAGCUCUCCAAUCUCGUUGUACUUCUAGUAUGAUGACAAUAAAGGACAUUCUGAUUCUCUGAUUCUGAAGAGGACAGAUUACAUAAAAAGGCCAAAGGCACCUUUUCCUUCUUCAUGACCUCAAAUAUCAUGAAAUGAGUCCUCUUCCAGUUUUUCUUUUUUUUGUAUCAUGAGAAGGAUUACCUGCUUCAGUUAUUGACUAAUGAUCAUAUUAUCCAGCAUGAGAUCCAUAUCAGACAUUCAGUAAGAUGUUAAUCUAAAUAAUUCAACUGAAAGUCUUGGUAUUUAUAUUUUACUGUAUUUGAAUAAACUACAUGUUUGUUUGUUUUUAUUUUCCCUUUUCUAAUGGUAGCAUCCAGUAAAACCCCUGCAAUUCCUGUACUUGCUGAACCACACCGGAGUCAUAUUGAUCAUUCUACAAACUGAGAUGGCUGUGCGCAAUCUUUUUUCAGACUCUUGUGAAAUCAAGAAGCAUCUGGCAGAACUGCUUUUCCCAGAUGAAGGGAAAUUAAACACAAGGUUGUUUCAAUUACAGCACAUAAUAAAUACUUAAAUUUUUAAACAUAACUAGGUUUGACUGAGCUGAACUUUUUCCAAGGUUUUUGAAGUAUUUACACGUUCCGUUUAUUCUUGAGGUGCCUGCUGUUUACCAUGAAGGAGGAAAUAGGGGGCAUGUGAGUUUGAGCAUACGCUGAGUAUAGCCUCAUGUGUAUGAAUGGUGGGUUGCACAGUGCCGCCGUAAAGCUGUCAGACUAUAGAAAGCUGGAGUCACUUCAUGUUACAAGAGUCCGUGUUCUUAUAACAGACUCUUGUCUUUGAAGCACUUCAUUCCCAUGGGGGUUUGAACCACUUAAUGAGUUGCUCAUCAGAGAUCCGUAAACGAAUGGCUUACAGACGGCAACUUCAGUGUUCACCCUCCUCUGCUGUCGAGCCCACACUUCCCUCGGCUUGAUGGCCAAUGUGUUUUUAAAAGAGACAUCUGCGGAUGCAUGCAAUUGCAUUGUUAGACUAGCUUCAAGUGAUUUAUGCUUGAUGGGCCACAUUUCAAUUCCGCUGGACUUUUUAAUUGACAAUUUUCUUUGUGGGUGAUUCACUUAAAUAGGGAUGUAAAUGGUAUUUCCACGAAUUCUCAGCCUCUCCGUAAACAAAUUGGUAAGUGCUUUUUAGUCUAAAAAAGGGCACAUUGGCAGUUUUCAGGAGAUGAAGUGCUAUUACUGCUCAUUUUGUCGAACUAAGAAUUAACCCUCAAUUAACAUCAAGUAGCCCCGACCAUCUUUCCUUGUGGUCAGAAUAGUACGACAAAAAAUUGACACAAGGUUAUGAAAAAUACAAUUGCUCCCUGAUGCUAAAACUGAUUUUUUGAAAAUUUAAGAAUACUACACAGAUUGUGGCUCUUAUAACAGAUUUCCCCUCUUAACUUGACUCAUCACAUCACUCCAUAAUGGCUCCUCAUUGUGGCGCUAAAGACAUCAGCCCUGCACUUUACCUUUUAAGGGGCACUUUGUGUUUUUUAGCUAAUUGUGCAUCAUGUAUAAUUGUGUGAUUGUCUUGCAGUUUUCGGUUUUUGCAGAAUUGCUGUGUCAUGAUAUGACUGUAGUAGUGUGCACUGGUUGCAAUACAAUCAUUGGUGUUGUGUUCUGCCAUGAAACUCCUUUUUCCAUAUAACCAUCACCAGUUUAAAACAUAUAACUGGCUAAGAUAACAUAUGUAAUAGAUUGAAUGAGCAUUAAUAGAUAUAUUGUGACUUCUCUUUUUACUGUAACUGGAAUAUUUGGGAUGUUGUAUCAUGAUUGACAGCUCUAUUUACAUUUGCAAUUUUUCUACCAUAAAUGUUUGCUUAAAAUCAACACAGUAGUGUGAUCUGCUAUGGUCUGUACCUCCCUAAGGGAUCUUGAAUUUAAUACAUUUCAGAUAUUGUAGUGGGUGUGAUGUCAGUCCAGUGAUGCUACUAGUCAGACACUUCUGUGCAUGCCUUAACUGCACAAGUGCAAUAUGUCAAGGCGGUAGUGUGGAAAUGAAGGGAUAUUGUUUAUUCUAUUUACAGGCAUUGUUUUUGACCAAUAAUGUGGCUCCAUUCUGACACCUCAGGGCAGAGCCGUGCUCACUAAUCAAAGGGCACUGCUUCCUUUCUUGCGUCAAAGCUGGUAUCUGUGUGAACUGUGUCAAAGCAGUGAGGUGAACUUUUUUUUUUCUCUCUGAGUUUGAUGUCAGUGCUUAACAACACAGCAGGGUCGUACCUGCCCGAAGUGAGCUUUAACUUGGUUAUCUGUUGCUCAAAAAUGAUUAAAAGAGAUUGGCUGUCAGUUUGACAGUUUUAGCACCUGUGAAGUCUUGUGAAUUUGACACCCUGACCCUAGCCCUGUAACCCAAUACCUUGGUGUUACCCAAAGGAAGCCCUAACACCCCAGAAGUUUUUUUUUGGACAUUUUUCCUUUUUUUUGUUCUAACUAACUCAAAAGGUCUGAAUCAUGCUCCUAAAAAGAUCCUUGACAGUGAUUUUAACCCUAACCCUAAAACCCUUAUUCUAACCCUAACCCCUAAACCCAAUACCCGGAUGUUACCCAAAGGAAGCCCAAACACCCCCCAAAAUUUUUUUGACAUUUUUCCUUUUUUUUUUUUUGUUCUAAUUAACUGCAAAAGGUCUGAAACGUGCUCCUAAAAAGGUCCUGGACAUUGAUUUUAACCCUAACCCCAAAACCCUGACCCUAGCCCCAUAACCAAUACCCCAGUGUUACCCAAAGGAAGCCCUAACACCUCCCCCAAAAAUUAGACAUUUUUCCUUUUCUUUGUCCUAACUAAUUUGAUACACAUAACACUUCUGAUUUUUUCUUAAGCAAUGAAGUCCCCAGCUGCUAUGCUGUUGGGCUACCUUUGUUUUGAAACUACCAUGUAAGAAAAUGGCCUAUCUGGUGGUGGUGUUGUCUUGCAUAAGUUAGUUGCCUUUGUAACACUUGGCAUUUUUAAACGUUGUAAAAAAUCAUGGCUUCUUCAAAGGAUAUCAGUAUGAACGCAACAGCUGUGAGCGACCUGGUGUUUAGCUGUCAUUGUGUGUCUUACUUUUUGGUACGGUUUCACAGCACACCCGUGAUGGUUAAGUUGUGGCCUGUUUCCAUUGUCACCAAACCACUGGUAAUUAUGUGAUAUUUACUCAAGAGGGAGCGAUACGGCACGUUUGCACACAUUAGUCAACCGUAACUGAGCACAUACUCUCUAUUGUUGAUCCAAUUAUUCUGAAAGUAUUAUGGUGUUAAGAAGUUUAUGUCUUGAAUUGUCAAACAGCUAAACUUGGUUAACAUCACGACUUAAUGCAUUUGUAGAUAUAACUGUUGGCUGUUUUAAGCAUUGGCUGUCUUCAGUCUUUGAGCCUUUCUAGAGAGAUGAAUUCCCAGUUGACAUUCCUUUGUGUCAUACAUGGUGGUUGUUUCAUUUUUUUCAUUGUGAGUCUUUUUUAGGGGCUUCCCCUGGACUCAUUAACUGUGACUUUAUUGCAUCCAUUAUUUUCACUGCAUCAGAGACACAGGCUGAGGGCCUGGUAGCCUCACUGCACUUCACUUUGAAGAGAUAGAGGCAUUAAAUGUUCGGCAUUUUUACUUGAAAAGGUCUGAUUUAAUUGACGGACACCCCACAUCUAAGCGCGACGUUGAGGCACUUCUACACCGCAAGCUAUAUUGUUGAAAAGUCACAGCCAGUUGUCUAUUUGUCAGUCAAUCUCUUGAUUUAAAUAAAAAUGAAGUUGAUUGGAUUAAACAGAUUUUAGCUGGAAAUAAAUCUCGGCAAUUUCAGAUGCCAGAUGCCAUUUUUUCAUUGUCCCUCUUUGAUUUGACAAAUGGUUCAUGUAUACUGAUGCUGCAACACUUAUCAUACCCCCAACAUCAACUUACGCCAUGCUUCAGUAUUGUGAGAACUCAUGGCACGACAUUUUGUAGAUUAAUCAUUUUUUGUGGUUCAUCAUUGUCGUUUUUUUAGAGAUGGACUAAUUGUGAAAACUACAGCCAAUAUUGAUACUCAUGUUUACCAGACAAUUUAGCUAGUGUUGGUUAUCGAUAUAAAAUUUUGUGUCAUUACAUCUUUAUUUAUUUUGAGUCUGAUUCUCAAAUGAGUUAAUGAGUAAUAAAAAUGAGUAAUAGCUUUUUGUCAAAAUUUGUGUUAUAUUGGGAUUGGCCUUCACUGAGCUGAUAACACUGUCAUCUUGUUCUGAAUAAAGAUACAUUUUUCUCAAACCCAUGACCCAUGAUAUCAAAUUCAGUCACUGGUGAGUGUGUUUGAUUAUAAAAAUGUUAUGAUAUUUAAGUAUUGACUGAAAAUUCUGCCAUGUUCUGAAAUCUGUGGCAUAAACCAAUAUCUUUAUUUCUUUCAUCAGUUAAUUAAAAUGUGAUUAAAAAUAGGAGUGCAGAUAGCCUAGCAAUGAAGGUGCACCCCAUGUAUGCAGGCAACCCAGGUUCAAUUCUGCCCCCUUCCUGCAUGUCAUUCCCUGCUCUAUCCACUGUUCUCAUCUGUCAUUAAAGGCCUUAAAGCCCCAAAAUAAAUCAAUUUAAAACGCAUGAAGAUUGCCAUGCCUUACAAAUGUUAGUUUGUGUGUGAAUAAUGUAUCUGUAAAUUACUGUCUUGGAUUUUCUUAACAUUUACUUCAUUAUUUUAUGUCUGAGCAGUUUCAGGUACGCCAGAAAUUCAGACGUCAUUCAGAGAACAUUGUGGCAAUAUUUCAUUGAUCCAAAUAUUUUUCCAUCUACACGUAAUGGAUAAAUAUUCAUUAAAGUUUAGUUAUUUUGUAAUAUUUCUUAAAUGCAAAAAAAGAAUGAAGAAAAACAAAACAACUUAAUAUCAGCAUCGUACAUUGGCAAUCAGCCAGGCUGCUCUCUCAUAUUCAGUGUUGGGUUAGCCAUUGAAAAAUUGUUAUCAGUUGACCUCUGAUUACAAGUUCAUCCUUAAAAUCCCUCUUAAAAUGUCCUUCAAACAUGAGGUACAAAUGUAUGUCACUGAUCUUUUUCAGAGGUUGUGUAGUAUUCCCACACUGCACUCAUUUUCCUCCAUGUUUGGUGAUCAAAGUCAGUUCAGAGUUUGUCCAGCAGGGGGAUUUCUUCUGAUAAAGAACUUCUACAAAAUGACAGUAAGAUAUAUCUCUAUUUUGCCUACCUUCUUGGCUGUUUUGUCUAGCCUUGUUUAAGAACAUUUGUGCCCUUUGAAAAAAGCCAGAGAUAAAUUCUUCUAAUGUCAACAAAGCUGAUACAACAAAGCUUAGAGUUUGGGUGGCCUCUGAAAAGUAGGUUUAAUCACUGAUCACGCCCAUUGUGUUGUGUGAUCAACCCAUUCACAUGCACAUUAGUAGAUCAACAUUAAGUGGAUGAAUCAUUACACUGUGAUUGAUCUUCAUUUCAUAUUUGUGUGUGCUAGUACACAUGGAAACAUACUUAGAGAAUGGCAUAUGAGCGAUGCUGGGAAUAAAGGAGUAGGAUAAAAGCUUGAACAGAUCCCUGCGGGCGAAGCUGUAAUGCAUUCAGCUGUCAGUCAUACAGAGAGGGUCUGCAAGUCUGUACAUAACACAUGUUCAUACACAUGUGUCUGUGCUGCAGGCUGUUGUUUUAUUAGUGAUACGUGUAGUCACGAUCAAUAGUUGUCUCUCGUGUCGUUGUCCAGUCAAAACGAGCAUGUCUAAUUAAACCUAAGGGAUGAUACCUGACAAAUCAGAGUGAAAUAAAGGACUGUUAAAAUGUCAACAGGCUCAUAAUACUUGGAGAGGUGUUAAGAGUGGUGUUAAUGGCCGCUAUUGUAGCACAGAACAAUGCAGAACGGUUACGCAGGAGCUGUUAACGGCGGGAGGAAGUGGACGAACUGUAUGAACUAACAGGAUAAAUGAGUUAAUAAUGAAAAUAUUGUCAAAGUAGAGAGUUUGCAAAGGACUGAAUGCUUGUUUAAGUAUUAUAUUCCCAAAAUCGAAACAAAAAAGACAUUUAGGAACAAGAGAAACCCGCUGUAGAGUGCAUUAAUGUGAGGAAAUGUUACUUGAGAUGUACAUUCUCCUGAAAUAUUAGUGGUAGAAGUAGCAGUGUGGUGUUUGUCCUCUAACAGAAAUACUAAAAAAUAGGAAAUGUGAGGAAUUGGCAAAGUGAUCAUGUUUUUUAAAGAGCAGUAAUAAUGUAGUUUAGUCCUGCAGCCUUUCUCCCUGUGUCGCCCUCCUUAUUCACGUUGCUUCAGGCUGUUGAAAUUGACCAAAUUGUGAAACACAAAAAACAAACUUGCAUUUGAUAUAACGCUGUUUUAGUUUUGUGUGUAGUGCACUGUGUACAGUUCAGCAGUUUGACCGAGUGAAAACAAACACUGGUUGGAUCUGUAUGUUGAGCAAGUGUACCGUAUCAGCAGUCUCUGAAGCAACAGACUGACUGGCACUGAUCAGCUCCUCGAAAACUGUUGUUCAUUAAUAAUUCCUUCCCACAAUAAAAUACUACUUGUUGUCAUUUAUUUUGUUAUUAGAGUCCCACCUCCACUGCAGGCGUUGUCUGUCUGCUGUGAAAAUUGCCUGGAGGUAUUGAUUGUCGCGGGUUUAAGUGCCAAGAACUGUCAUAAAGCUUUUCCUUCUCCUUUGUGUGAGUGUGCGUGCUUGCACUUGUGGAUUUUCUCUCAGGGCAUCUGUAUUUUCUUUUCACCUCUGUAACUCCUGGAGUGAAAUUCAUCAAAAUUUGAAUCCAGCGAAGCGCUUAUUCUGAAAUGGAGUAGGGUUUUAUUUACUCAAACAUGGUAAGUAUAUUUGUUAAAUUCUUACACUGUUUUCAGCCGGGUUGCGUCCUCCUCGUUGUUGUUUUGUUGUUUGAGACCAAGUGGAGAUUCAAAGUCAAAAUCAAUCUUUUGACAGCAUGGAAAAUUUGGCCUUGCCUGGCACCUCAUUAUUUGUUCUUGCAUCGUAAUUGGUUUGAUGUGGCAUUUCAUUUGUAGGUAAUCAAUACAAAUUGAUUCACCUGUUUCCAGCCAAUCAAUAAUUUGGAGCUCCUUGUCGCUGAGAUGCCUGAGAUUUUAGAGUACCUGAGCAGAAAGCUGAUGAAAUCCAACAAUCAUUUUUUUUAUUAUUGUACAGGCUAUGACAGCGUUGUCGCUUUAAAACUCUCAAAGCUUCUGUGAUGAGUUUUAUUCCAGUCACAAACCAAGCUGAAAUCAAGUUUGAUGCAUCUUGAUGACCAAUAAAUGCAAACAGAGUUAUAUAUCUUGAAAAAAGGUCCUCGAAUAAUCAUUUUCAAAUUUUCAGCUGCUGGCACAAUGUUGCCGCAAGGGAUGCAGGCCCAUGAGGUGUGUGACUGAUGAGAUGAUUUUUUGAAGGCUUGGAGAAAAAGGAGCCGACACAGAGAGAAGGGCAGAUGCUGUCCCAAAGAGUAAAUUGCUGUCCUAGAUCUAAAAUAGCCCAAGGCUGUUAGGAGCACGCUGCUGCAGGGCAGGUCUGCUUGUGCGAGAGGCAGGGGGGCCUUUCUGAUUCCAUCGCUCUUACUGUGAAUACUGUAGAAAGAUGGCUCCAGUCUUUGUCAGUUCUAAUUAUGAUAGCAGGCACUCAUUUGUCUGUCCUUUGGGCCUGUGUUAUGUUAGACGUAAUGCUGUAUUCCCUGCUGUAUUAAAAGGCUCUCAAACCUACUUUUUUUUAUUAGCUUGUCACUGUCAUACAUGGAAUUCUGCUUGAGUAGGGAUGGAUAUCAAAACCUGUGGUGUGUCCCAAAUCGCAUACUUCCAUACUAAAUACUUAGAAUUUUUAAAUCAAGUAUUCUAAGCAUACUAUGUACUCAAUCGCCUAGCGCUUGAGUUUCAAGGGUGCAGUGUUGUCCCGAAUCGCUUACUGCCGUGUGGUGCACUCCCCGGAAAUGACAAUGCGAUUUCUUCUACGCCAAUUUGUCACCGGCUAGCUCUGCAUCAGCUAAUUACCGCCACAUUUUGCCUGCGCUCGUCAUAUACUUUUGAGGUAAAAUCAGCAAUAAAAUUAACGUUCAUCGCUCAUUUUUACGCCACGGGUAACGCUUCGGAACCCGGCGGCUACUAGCUAACGAGCAUUCGCGAUAACGUUCGCGGUAAAAGACAAACAGGUUACCCAGGUUACACCACAAAUAUACUCAAAACGAUGAACCCUGAUGGUGCUUGGUGGGAGGAACAUGUGUGAAAGGCAACUUAUUGCUUACAUCUGUACAAAGCUCCCAGGUUGACCGUCGCCGACCCACCUGCACCACAGCCUUCUGCAGCCAUUCUUACUGAUGAAAUGAUUGCGGCAAGUGUCCACAGUCGGAUACUCAAAAUCUUGACCGAUUUGAUUACGGCAUCCGGGUACUUUUGCCUACUCAAUUUUCGCAUACCAUCCGUACUUUUUUCCAUUUUGCGUUGAGUAUACUCAAAAUUGUACUGGAAGUAUGCGAUUUGGGACACACCUCUGGCUCUAAUAGGGACCUUGUUCUAUAGAUCUACAACCCAAAAAUGUGACACCUUUUGAUUAGCAGUGUUGGCCCCUGAAAAUAUUUGAGUAUCUACUGAUACUGAGUUACUAUUUGCCUAGAUAAUAGAGCUGCACACUGUUACUUUGGUUAUUGCCUCUUACAAAAAUAAUUUAAAACAGUCCUGCUUAUUAUUCUGAAUGCUGGGUAAUCUGGAUGUGAGCACAACUCUUUUUUUCUGCCUUUGAAUUGAUACAAUACGAUACAGUACAGUACACUUUAUGGUCUUGGACUCCUAGAGCUGCACAGAUUAAGCUGCCAACUUAUGUAGCAAGUACUAGACCUAACAAAGACACAGUCACACAACCCACGCACAUUGCCACAUACACAUACAUGUCCCCAGAGUUGCCAUAGGCUGUCAUUGAGUGGUUUUAUCUGUGUACACACGAUAAAGUUUAAGCUCCACAUUGAUGCUAUUUUCUGUAAAAGCACAGGUAGUCAAACCCAGAUGGCUUGGUUACAGCUGACAUAACUGAUCGGGUGAGACGAUGGACUCAAUUUUCAAAUCACUGAUCAAUAAAAAAUAUAUCGUUUUGGGACAAUAAAACCAAAAGUCAGUAGCAUUAGAGCCCAUGGAUUCUGCAUUUGGGUCUUUUGAUGCAUUUUUUACUGAUCUAAUACUACUGUUGAAUGAAUGAACUGUAUACCUUGCCCUGUAAGUGAAGGUACCAGGCUUGAUAUUAGCCUUGUUAAAAAAGUAACAAAUUAACUCAGAUAUAAAUUUACUUAAUACUAUUUAUUAACAAAUAACAAAUUGCACAUGAGCACAUAGCAAAAAAAGUAAGACUUCCAUGUAAAUAACAAUAAAAAUAAUCCAGUUUGUGAAAUACACAAUAAGUCAACAAGUUUCAGUUCAACCCACUUCACGAUGUUCCCUGCCGUGCUGGUCUCGGUCACGCCGAGUUAACGGUGAAACACCAUGUAAUAUGCAAGCUAAAGCUAGAGUUAGCCAUCUGCAAUUAGCCUUGCUACACUGUUAGCCGUGCCAGUAACGGUAGAAUAAACAACAGAACACAUUAUGUGAUCGAGCUACUUCUCCUACUGAGGCAGCUGCAUGUCCCCAGAUGAGACUGGACUGGAAAUGAGUAACGUGAGUUAAGACGCGGAGGCACCGAUCGGCGAGCGGGGGUAGUUGAAAAUGCUUUUCUGGUCUGAGUUUGAUCAGUUGGUCUUCUUGUAGGCGUGAAGAGCAGUAGCCUUCAGUAUACUGUAGAUAUCUACAGUAUGUAUAUUUUAAAACUUCAUAAAAAAUUAAAAAAUUGUCAGAUUAUUCGGUAAUUGAAUUUUUUUCUCACCCUUAUAAUCGGUAUUGGCAAUCGGCCCCAAAAAAUCCAUAUUGGUCGGGCCCUACUGAGUAAACAUUGGGCUACAUUUUGAUGUCGUCAAGGUUAGUUUAGCAAACUGACCAUUUGAUAAAGAUCAUCACUAUUACAGGUUGUCAACUGUCCUAGACCCCCAAAAUGCUUCAUCCUUAAACAUGAUAAGAAAGAGAAUGUGUGUGUGUGUGUAGAAGCUGAACUGUGAUUGUUCUGGUAGAGAGACCUACUAUUGACACUCGGCAGUCUUUGUCUUUUGUUUUUUCUCUCUCUCUCUGUUUCCUUUUCAUAUGACCUGAGUGAAACGUUGUGUUCUCGAAUAUAAAAAAAGAAAGCUGUUCAGUUCUUUUCUCUUCUCCACUGGAGUGUGAUGACGCCCACCGGUUUUGAUUUGUUGCUUAAAGAGUAGAUGCCUGGUGAGGUAUUAUGUGGGAGGAUAGAGUCGGCGUGGGGGUUGUGUUGUAUUGUACAUGUUCUCCAGGAAUGGUAGCACUCUUUGUGUGAGUGUGUCUGUGUGUGUGUUUGAGGCUUAUUCUUUCACAAUCCUUCCCUCCACUGCUGCUGCCUCCUCCUCCUCCUCCUCCCUCAUUAUUACCUUUGCUCGUCCCCCCAGGCAGCAGGAAUCUCCCUUUAUGGAGUGGAACCAGCAUUAUUGUUUUGAAACAGGCACAUAUUUAUAUUAGCAUGCACAAUUAAAUAUGAGUGCAUAAACUUUGAAGAUCUGAAUCCAGGCAAGACCAGACUGCUGACCUACCAAGCUCAAACAAAACAUCUUAAAAGACACACACACACAUUCACGCACACACAGCCCAAUGCUGUUAGCAUGCAGUCCAGCAGGCUGUUUGUUUAUAGCUGAGGCCCCGAGGCUACAGCUUAUGAGUUUAGCCUAAAUGAAGUCCUGCUAAUAGAGUUUAAGCUUAACAAAGUCUUGGAAAAUGACUCAGGUUAAGCCAGGAAGCUCUGCUUAAUAAUGUCAGUCAGUUCUGAAUGAAUCCCUAAUCUUUCUCUCUCUCUCUCUUUGUAUGUGUGAGAGAGAGAGAGUGAGAUGGAGAGCAAGCCAAAAAUACAAUCUGAUAUUCAUGUCAGAGAGUGCAGUUACGCUGAAAGUGAUGAAGAUAUUUAACAAUCAAGCCACCAUUAAGGAAUAGGGAGUAAUGUGUCAAGGUUUUGAGCUGUUUGAAGAUAAGUUAGAAACUCAAACAUUUAUAGAUCGCAUACUUUUAUAAAGAAAACGAUCAGAAAUAGGUAAUACAUGGAUUAUUUUUUCACUUCUUUGUGUCGCAGCAUUUCUCAUAGUAUAUGUUCUCCUGAGUUGAGAAGAUCCAUCUUUUUCUUUUUUUGUCAUUUAACGACUAUGAAUAGUUCCUUUUUUUGGAAGGAAAAAAUGAAAAGAUAUUUUUUGGAGGUUGUAGCUGUAGUAGACACUCACAGAGAAAGAGCGGAACAAAACAAGUCCUUCUUUAAACACCAUCCACUUGACAUUGCACACAGUCUUGAGGCUGUUGUAUUGCAGUGAUGGUUUUAAGUGAAAAUCUAAUUUUCUGAUCAACUGUCUCCACCGUUUCAGUCUCAUAGAGGAGAUAUCAGGAGAAAAAAACAACCCACAGAUCAAUUCCAUGUCGAGAUGAGUCUGUUACAGGGUGAAACACGUGGUAACAUGGUCACCGGUGAGACCGCCACAGCCUGCUGAAAGGUGUUAGAGCUGCAGGUAGAUAAAGCGAAGACACCUUGUGUCAUACGCGCCGUUUCAUCAUCGCUGCCAGAGUCCCUCGUCAGCAGCAGCCCUUUUGGCCGAUGGAGGGAUGUUGCGCCGCGGUUUGCCUUGCUGUCUUUGAAGUCAGGUGUGUUUGUAUCAAGGAGAGAAGGGUUAAAAGACUUAGAUCGCCUUUUAUAAAAUGCAACCAACAGUCAGAUUCAGUUUUCAUCAUUUAAGGAUCCACAGACAAAGAAGCAUCAUCAUAAACCUGCAGCUCCUCCACAGAAAAAGCUUUUACUGUCUACAAAUUAAGAGCUUCUUGCUCUCACUGUGGCAACUGUUAUGAAUUUUCACAUCAAGCCUGUACCCAAACUGUCGCUGCUUUACUCAAAGACUGAAAGUGUUGUAUGCUUCCUUGCGAAAAUACAUAUAGUUCUAUUAUGUGUUUGAAUUGAUCAUAUUCGUGAGCCUCCUGCUAGUCUGACAAGUGUUUUGAAUAAAAUUUUAUUUUAAUCUUUAUUUAAUUCAAGAAUACUUAAAAUUUCCUUGUGUAGAAUAUUUAAUCAAAAGCAAUUUUCUUUAAUCCAUUAACAGGAGAUUAGCAUUGUCAGCAUUUAAAAGAUUAACCAGGUAAUUGAUAAAUCAAGAGCUACGUUUUAGUUUAAAUAGAAAAUUGAGUGUCAACAUCUAUAAGCAGUAAUUUCUCAGGCCAACAGCUUCUCAGGUCAGAGUUUGUUUCCUUUUGUUCUGUCUUAUAUGACCUUAAAUUGGUUAUCUUUUUGUGAAGUUAGAAUUCAUUAUGUCCUUUUAUAACCCAAUUUCGUGAUCAACAAGACGGUAAUCUGAAUUGCACAUUUGGUGUGAAUAUUUAUAACCUGAAUGAGAGAACAAAUAAAAUGUAUAACUUAAAUACGGAUAAUUAUUUGCAGACCUGCACAGAAAUGCAACUGUUCCCGUCCGACUGAAGUUUGAAUGGCAUACAUAAAUAUAUUCCCCAAAAUAGCGAGGCAGAUGGCUCUUUUUCAGUGAAUUUUUUUGGGAAAAUAAUUAAGAGCCUAAUCUUCAUUCUUGGCUCGGGGUGCCCGGCGUCUACAGUCACUGAGUGCUGGUGUCCUGUCUCAAAGAGAGUGUGGAUUUUUGUUUGACAUUUUCAGGCAACCAACAGUAUGUUAGGAUUUUUCAGCUCCUUUCUUUCUGAUUUAUGCCCCAAGCUUCCUAAUCACAGAGGAGAUGUCUAGACUAGUCUUUUCGUCUUUAUUCUUCCCCCCUUGUAGUUUCUCUCUGCUUUGUCAUGGUGACAGUCCUGCAGAAUGGUAUUUUACAAUCACAGAUAGUGGUUUGGCCUGUAGUCAGUCUUUUGGCUAGAAGGAGGCUUUCUUCAGGAGUAGAGAGCCCUGGAGCUCUUCAUCAUCACCCCCUCUAAAACAAAGGAAGACUAAGUGAGACACUCGUACUUAUCACAUGCUCCUCUGCUGUCCUCAGUGCUCCACACACCUAGACGCACUGUGGUGCCCUCUUGUUCUCACUUUAACCAUCCUCACCCUUGACUGAACACACACAUGCACACAAAGACACACAUACAGACGUGUCUGUUGCACAUGCCAGUUUCUUCCUAUAUUCAGGCACUGCUGUGAUGGGGUGUUGGAGUGUUGUCUUUGUAGCUUUAAACUAGGACACCUGUUCACAUGCUAAUGGGCAUUUUUCCUCCUCUUAAAGGGAUAUUCCAGCGUAAAAUUAAUUUAGGGUCAAACACACCACAAACCGAGUUAGACACCACCUCAAGAGAUGAAUGUUGCUAACCACCUGCUUCUCUAGUUAUACCAACUUUAGUAACGACUGCACGAUAGUAAUGCACAGCAGUCCGAGGAGCCUUAAACAAACCUCAAAAGCUACUCUAUAGCCACAAAUAAUGCAAAGAGACUAAACACAAUUCACCUACUCUCUUCCAGCAGCCGCUUGUUUCUAGCGAGACCUCAGGCCAGCGAGUUGACGCAGCUCAAGGAAGAACAUUUAUGAUCAUUUCUUCAUGGAAACACAAUCAGACUGAGAUGCUAAGGCAGAAGAACUACAGCGUCUGCAGUGGAAAAUAAUUAAUAUGAUGAUUUUUACUUCAAGGAAAUGUUAAAAAAUGAUCAUAAAUGUUCUUCCUUGAGUUGCGUCACCGCGCUGUAGUCCGUAAUGGACUGGCCUGAGGUCUCGCAACAAACAAGCGGCUGCUGGAAGAGAGUAGAUGAGUUAUGUUUAGUCUCUUUGCUAAAGAAAUCAGGCAAAGUUAAAAAGAUAUUUGGUAGCUAGUACUAUGGCAUGGACCUAUAUGGACAGUUGAUGAAGUUAGGUGCUGUUCUGAGUAUUAUUUGUGGCUGUAGAGUGGUGUUUUGAGGUUUGUUUAUGGCUCCUCAGACCAUUGUGUAUUGCUAUCUUGCGGUUGUUGGCAAUUGGUAGAACUAGAGAAGCAAGGGGUCGGCAACAUUCAUCUCUUGAGUGGGUGUCUAACUCGGUGUUACGGUCUGUUUGACCCUAAAUUAAUUUAACGCCGAAAUAUUCCUUUAAUACAUCUACACCCACAUUAAAACAUAGUUCACAUAAACAACCACCAGGUCAGAGUGAUUUUUUGAAUUAUGGACUUAGUUCUUCCCCUCAUUAAGUCAGCGUGUGAAGAUUUUGAAAGCUUCCUGAAGUUUUUUGAAUUUUGCCAAUUAAAAAAAGAGUUAAAUCCGGUCGAUAUGUUUUCUCCUUUUGGAAUAAGCCCCUGUUGUUCCAUUUUGUGAUGAUCGUGUGAGUCAUUUGCUAACAGGGGAUCAGGUUUCAGCUUUGCAGAAACUGGAUGGUUAACUGGAUGAAUUAGAGCAGCAGAGGGAUGAAAGGUAAUAGACCUAUGAAGGUAAUGUAGACCUAUAGGGAGGAAUUAAAACACAGGAGAUCCAUCGGAUCGAUAAAGACUGUAGCGUAGGAUGUGUUCAGCAAGAAGUCAAUUAAUUUCCCUGCGGCUGUAUUCUCUUAUGAUCUUAUGAAUAAUGAACCGUUGUCAACACAUCACCAACCUCAACAACGUCUUAAACAGAGACUCUAUUUUUGUUCCUUUUAAGGCUUUUAUUUGUUUUACGGAAUUAUGUGCAAAACCAGCUGCACUCAUGUUUGCUCUCAUUCAGUAUCAAGUGUCUGAGAAUUUUGACGUCAGCAUUCCUGGAUGGCGCUUUGAAAUGCUUCUUCGCCUAAUCUGAAUUGUCAUUUGGUGCCGUCUGGCAUCUUAUUGCAGCGUAUGCCCAGAAAUGAUGACAGUGAAGCUGCAACCCUCCACAGGAUUUUCACAGGCCCCACAACACGAGCCAAGGGUGGAUCUGUUAGAUUUGAGUUUGAAAACGCAAUCCAAUUUACAAAUUUAUGUAUCUACAGGAAGCAGAAGUGGAUAAAUGAGCGUUGACAGCUCUCUACAUGGCUAUUGGGUGGGCGAUGUGCUGUGUACGGAAAGCUUGCCACAACAUAUUUCACGCAGCUCGUCGUAUACAUGGCAUACGACAGACGAUGCAUCAAGACUAGAUAGAACCAGCCCGAUCACUGCCCUCACACACCAGGCCCCGUCUCUUUCAUACACAGAUGUAAAAAAAAUCUACAUAUUACACAAGAAACCCAAAACACCACGCAGCUCACACACUCUUUUCCUUUUUUUUUAUCUGUUCCUCAGCUGUUCUGCUCUGUGUUUGUGCAAACGCUUUGUGGUUCUGGCUCACUUGGAUCAUGCUUUUCUCGUGGCUAGGUGCAAAACUCUGCCUUUAUUUUGUCCUCUGUUCUGUUGUUUUGCUCUCCGUCACCUUCUCGUUCACUGGGUUUUGUGCUUUUUUUUCAUCUGGCUGUUGAAACGUUUGCUUUUGCUGCUCGUAUCUUGAGAUCUGGUUUAGCACAUCCAGUAUAAAUAUACACUCAUACUUGUGCUGCACUUUCAUAUAGUACAUACACAAAAGUGAGUAUAAAAUGACCCCAGGAGCUAGCAAGUUGUGCUAAAAAAUACUCAAUCAAGUAACUGCAUCAGGAAUAAAGUGCACAAAGCAGAAGCCAACAGUUCUUGAAAUAUUUACCUAAACACGACACUCUUGUACUGUUUGUAGCACAGCUAUGACUGGAUAAAAUCACAGCAGUAACCACAAACACUCACUACAAACGUGCCUUCGAAAUCACAGCCCCCCUGCUGCUGUCACUAACCAUUUGCUGUUGCACUGGUGCUUGCUUUUUGCAGUUGAUUUCUUUCCUUUAUUUUUUAUUUUUUUUCCCCCCCUCCUUUUUCCUGUGUUCAUUGUAAUCAUGACCUCUCGCUGUUUUAAUUUCAGAUUUGCAUAUCCACUUCCACUCCUUCCUCAUUUGCAUACAGCAAGAAUGGCGAGCGGGCAUCCCACAGACAAAUUCAGUUUCAUGUAUCAACCAGACACGCACAAGAGGUACGGGGCACGCAUGCACACACACUCAUACACACACAAACACAAACAUGUACACAACUUCACAUGCCCACACUGUCAAUGAGCAGGUAAGUUGAGACAAAGGAGGAGCACUCGGGGUGUUUUUUUUUCUGUAUUUGAGAAGGAUGCAUUUUUAGAGGUAGAGCUUUACAGCUGUGAUACUAGGUCCCCUCCCCCCCCCAACUGUCUCUGGUUCAGUCCCGUACUGAAAACCAGGUAGGUAGAGCUCGCCUUGCCUUCACCGGUGCGGUACACAAAACAAAACAACCCUUGGUUACAUGUUUUUAAGGCCACACAGCAGACCAAAACAUUACAUUGAGUGGAUUCAUGCGUCCUUGUGCUUUCCUGUCAGUCCUUCUCUCUGUUUGAAAAGCAUACUUAUGUUGAGACCACUUCAGUAUGAGGAUUCAGUUUUUGUUUCUGCAUGCCGACAAUAAACCUCAACUGGAUGUCCCCGUAGGAACCUGAGUUUGGGAUUAUUGUGUGAUGUGUGUUUGUGUGUCUGUGGGUUGUGUGUGUAUAAAGAAGUCUUAACCAUUUUUUUCCUGGUUUGUAUGGCUUACCUCUCUCUUUUCCCUCCGCUUUUCUUCUCUUAUCUCCCCUACCCCUUUCUGCCACACUGUUUCUUCUUCUUCUCAGUAAGAACAGGUUAUCUUCAGCUAUGAAUCCGGUCUACAGCCCCGUUCAGCCUGGCACCCCCUAUGGAAACCCCAAGAACAUGGCCUUCACAGGUAAAACAACACAAACACAAGCUACAGAGGUUCUCACUUUUUUCAGUUUGAUGCCUUUUCAGCCAAGUCCCCCCUGUCUUGGUGGGAAAAAAAAACUUUAUCAUGGUUAAUACAGCAGUGUGCCAUCUUGGAAAUGUCGGUUCAGGCAAAUGUAUUUAAUAGGGGUGGGAAUCAUUUACUGUCUCACGAUUCGAUUCGAUUCCGAUUUUUGGAGCCACGGUUCGAUUUAAAAUUGAUUUUCGAUUCAAAACGAUUUUAUUCAUAAUGAUUUCUGAUCGUAAUCUACUCCCAUCUGCUGUGCAAGACAGAAUGACAAAUGAAGGCAUUAAAGUGUCGUUUUCACAUUCAUUAAGCUUUAAGCAUUUAUCUAUGCUUCGAUGGAAUUUUUACAAGCAACAGGCGAUAGACCGGGUUAUUUUUUUCGUGAAGCUCCGCAGCGUGCGUCGGUCUGCAGCUGGCGGCUAAGUCUGCUCCGUGUCUCUCAUCUCCGGGUGAUGCCUCGUAAUGUGAGCCUUCGCAUUUGUCGUGUUGUAAAACUAGAAAUGCUUGAUUCUAGUUUUACAAUGUUGGCACACUGCGUGCGUCAUGUCCAGCUCAGUGUGUCCGGGCUUCGGUAAAAUCUGAAAUGAUGCCAAACUUUGGCUUUUAGUAAAGAUGGGGCCGGCUGAAUCUCCUUUUCCUCCGUCAUUGUAUUUCCCUCUUUGUUUUGGUGCCUUCUGCGUAGGCCUGGACGAUAUAGAAAAAAAGCAUAUCGAUAAAAAAUAAAUCAUAUUGAUCGAUAUCGAUAAUUAUCGAUAUGAUUAUUAUAAUUAUUUAACAUAUAUUUUAAUUGCAGCCCUGGAUGUUUUUAUGCUAUUGCUUAAUGACCUACUUUUAAUAAAGAACACACAAGCACUGAAUUCAAAUUCAAACCUUUAUUCAACCACCUUUUUUUUUUUUACCACAACUGAAAGUUUUUUAAAAAAGAACUAAAAAAAAAAAAGAAAUCAACUUAAGUGGCCUGAGUGACAUCAGUAAAUACUGACAAACAUAAAGACUAAAGUGACCAGAAAAUCUGAUAAAUAAAUAUUUAAAUAGUCUUUUGAUGAAAAUAAACAAAACAAAUAUAUAAAUAAACAGAAUAGCUUUAGGUGGGAAUAGCAUACUACCAGGUUUAACUGUGUGGGAAACUGCCCACAGCCUGGUGUCUGAACACUAAAAUAUUUCUCCCGGGGUCGGGAGAUUUAUUUUUUUUUAAUUAUCAUGUGAUUGACUUAAUACACAAACUAAGCACGAGAAGCAGGACUUAUCCACGCCGGUGUUGUGUCGUAGAAUGCACCCCUGCCGAAUGCACCCCCUGCUAGUAGCCAUGAUCCAAAUACUCGCGUCUUUGUAAAAUAUGAGCUCAUUUUCUUCCACUUUAAGAAGCUAAUGAGUGGACGGGAUACAGGGGUGCAUUCUACGGUACAACACCGGAAAGUAUUUCCUCCGCACCCUUCUCACCUUUUCAACCCCUGACCCAUUUUCAUGCCUGAAGCGCUGUGUUUGAGAAAUACUUGCGGCCGGGCACUUCAUAUCGCGGGUCGAGAGUGGCUAGAAGCUGGUCGAAGCCAGGCUUUUCAACGGUAGUUAUUGGCAGUAUGUCCCUCGCUAUGAAGCAUCUUACUGCAUGGGUGAUGUCCUUAUGCCGCUCGAACGCUUUGUCGUAUUUUGGCAAGAAACGAAGUCCAGUUUGGUCUGCUUCACAUGCUUUGUGCUGGUGCUGGCAGCGGUUCCAGAGGAUUCCUCCUCCGACGACGUGGAGCCGCGGCGCGGCCGACACAGCUCGUACUCCUGCGGCUGCGAUCGGUUUAGAUGGUAAAACAAGUUGGUUGUGUUACCAGACUUGGUUUUUACUAAUUCUCUGCAAAUUUUGCAAACGACCGCUGUUCGCUUUUUGUCAGACUUCCAUGCUGGUGAACUACUGAAACCUUUUUUCGGGACAAUGUCCUCCGCUUCUCCUUGCUGUAUCAUUUUUUCUAAUACACGUGCUGUCUGUUGUGGUUUGAGAGGGGCUGGGCUUGGUGCCGUAGCGUACCUGGGUCUGCGUUUGUGAUUGGUUGGGAGGAAGUAAUGACUGUAGUAAAAGCUACAUGAUAGGCUAUGAUGAAAAAGAAAGGGAAACUGUGUUUUUCUAUCGAACUUUUUAUCGACCCGUUUUUUUUCUAUCGUACCACACGUCUAUCGAUCGAUAUAUAUUGUUAUCGAAUUAUCGUCCAGCACUACUUCUGCGCAUGUGUGCGUCCCAGAACCGGCUGUGUGAUGACGUCAGGACUUCCAGCGUGUUUCCAAAAUGGAGGCGGACAGGCAGCGGAUAUUUAAUCUUUUAAAAUCGAUUUUGGGACAUUUUAAAUAGAUUCUGAAUCGUAGUAAAUUAGGAUCGCGAUUCUUGUGUGAAUCGAUUAUUUUGGCGCACCCCUAGUAUUUAAGGAUCUCUUGGAGUAGCUUUGCACCGUUGCUAUAAAUCUGCUUGAUAAAGGUCUGAAUGCGUAUUAUCCUCAUGCUGUUUUGAGCAGAAAUAAGUCCCAGAUGUAGUAUUUUAUCAGGGUCUUUACAUUUGAGCCUGCCGAGGAGAUUCUUUACAGACAUACAGUUGUGUAUUUUCUAGGCAGAGUUGUCUGAAGCAAGAGAUGUCUUUUCACCAGUGACACCAUUAGCCUCCCACAGAGGAAGCAAAAGUGAUUUUCUGUGCGAAGCAGCAGCUCGAGUCUUGACCAUGACCUCAAGGCAUAAUUGUUUACAACAUAAGCAAAGGCUCACAGUGGAGCAGGGGAAGAGCAAGCUGCUUUACCUGCUUCUCUGCACUGCAGGACUGAAAAAUAACUGGAUUACAGUGUGUCCUCACUACAAAUCUGAAUGUAUGUGAAGAGGGUAUUUAGUGCAGUAAAUGCGGACACUGGAGUGGCUCCCCGUUAAUUCACACGAGACGACAAUCACAUGAGUAUGUCUCUGCGUGGAAAGUUUUUCAGGGAUUUUUCCCCGACAAAGGAUUGAGUGAUUUUGACAGAUUUAACGCAUGUCCUUUGAUUUCAUAUUAUACGACACAGUUUUCUUUUUAAUGAUCAAACUUUCCAUGAAGGUUCCUAGUUUUAAUUUCUGAUAGUGAUACCCAUUAGGAAUCCAUGAAUGAGUCUUUUUAUAUGAAAGCGCACUCUUGUGAUCAGCAGAUUCAUCCAGGAAUAAUGUAAUAGAAAAGGGUCAUUGUAAGACCUUUUCAUCUUGAGCCAAUCAAAUAAAGUCAAAGUUUAGUUAGUAAAAUUACCUUCUCCAAAAGCAUCUUAUUUUUGUUUUGAAAUUAGUCUUUUAGUUGUUUUAAGUUUUAAAAAGCCUUUUUUUAAAACGCACAGUCCUCCAGUCGAGUAAUGAUAAACACAUUCCACCAAACUAAGAGUGAAGAUGAACCCAGUGGGGAUGAUUUUUUUUUAAGUGCGAGGACAUAACACUCAGAAACAUUCAACCUGAGUUUACAUGUCGAAUGCUGCUGGAUGCUUAAUGUUACUUAGGUCAAUUAAUGCAGUUAAGUUUUGACAUCAUGAACUAGAAGCAAAAGUCAGACUUACUCUUCUCUUUCGCCUUUGAGGUUCAUACUUUGACACCUAAGAGCUCAGAGGAUUUUAUAAGGUUUAAAGUUUAACAGAUAGUUUUAUCUCUCAUGAUGAAUAAAAAAAAAAUCAAAGGGCAUUUUGUUUGAAAUCCUUUGAGCCAUGUGGUGCUGCAGCUGUUGAGCCGAUGUACCACUUAUAACACUUCUCUAAAUGACCCUGACACCAUGUUAAAGACUCAGCUGUUUCAUUCUCAAAUCCCAUCAGCGUCUGAAUGAAAUAAUCUGUUUUGGUAAAUAAGAUUAAAGAUUAAAACACUCAGGUCCUUAAAGUCUAAAGGUGGUUUCAUGAAUGUGUUAGUUUAGGUUUUUCAGUUUUGGAUCAUUUAAAUGCAAAAGCUUAAAAUCCAUAAAUGUAGAAAAAGCAGCGAAAUGUAAAAGCAGGUGAGAAAUGUAGUAAUUUUGCUGCUUUUUGAUUGAAUCUUUGAUGAAGUGGCAGUAAGUUGAUGAAAGAGGGGAAUGGCUUCGAUACAGUUUAACAGUCAGAGCCGUCUAGUUCUCAGAUCUGUUCCCUCCGCCUGUGGCUCUCAUACAGCAGCAGACAGCAGCCAGAGCUACGUAUAUAGCAAAGGUGCAAAGCUACAGAACAGUGUGUGAGAUUGACUGCCAAUAAUAGCAGCACUUCUCGUUCCUACAUAUCCCUCUCCUUCUUCUCUUUUCUUCCUCUUUCCCUCACGUCACCGAACUCACACCUUCUAUCACUGCGAGCUCUUCUCAGGUCAAAAUCCACCUUGUUUGUUUGUGUGUAUAAUUGAUGACGCACAAGAGUGUGCGGCGCGUGUUCCCCCCCUCCCCCACAUGUAUCUGAGCACGUUGCAAAUGUUUCUAGAUUUGUCUCCUCCCACACCAUAUUGGCAGGUGUGUCUCGUCUGUAUGUAAGACGCACUCAGCCGACUGUGUUAUUGGUGCAGACGUUUUUUUUAAUGAGCGCCAUCUGUGUACAUCCUGCUCCAAACCAAACACUGCCCUACCUGUGUGUGUGUGUGUGUGUGUUUGUGUGUGUGUUGGGAAGUCUUUGUUGUGUGUCUCUUUGGUCCUCGCCGUCGGUUAAGCUCUGGUUUCAGAUAUUCUCUCUUUCGUCUGUGAUGUCCUGCAGGCUAUCCAGGAGGGUAUCCUGCCACGGCUCCCACCUACACACCCAACCUCUAUCAAACAGGCAGUCCUGGGUAUCCACCAGGUGAGUCCCAACUCACACACUCUUGCACAUGCAAUAAGAGGCCAUUUAAUGGCUGUUUUGGUGCUUAACAAGGCGGUACUCUGGGAUAUAUCUUUGUCAGUCUGCAGGAUAGAAUUAGAGGGUUGGCUCAUGUUUUCCAAGAAAGAAAAUCCAGAGAUAAACACAACGCAAAGAGAGUGGAGGAUUCAUAUAAAUGUAAUGUAAAGGAUGUCACAUAGAUGGUUUUACAAAAUAUAUUCAUUUUUCUGUUAUAAUCCCUCUGCAAGGAUAUGGGAAAAGUUAAAAAAGGGAUUAUGCCGGAUUGUUCAGCCUACAGAGGGGACCUUUCAAUCAUAGCCAUGCACAAAACCAUUUUGAGUGAAGGGAGGUAAGAAGCACACAGUGAAAUAAGCAGAGUUUCAGGACAUCAUCAGGUUGAAAUAUGAUAAUACUUUUCAUUUUCAAGUAUUCAUGCAAAUUUAUGUGUUGAACUCGGCCAAUAGUUUUAGAUUAUUUUAGAUUAUUUGCGAGAUGGAGACUCGCGAAGCAACGAGCUAACAGUAGAGUGAGCAAUACUGUGCAUAUCAAUCACGAUCCAGUUACAAUUCCCACUUAGAUUCUGUCUUUGUGAGACCAACUACAUAACCAGAUUUUACGUUUUAGAGCCUGAACUCAGGAAGGCCAGAUUAAAACACAAGAAACCAUCACCCUGUAAAUAAGCAUUUAGUGAGCAGAGCCCCUCCCCCCUACGAAGUCUUUGUUUUCCUUUUAAAGCAAAAAAUUUGAUCUUCACUCUGGGUGAGUAGCUUCAGCAAUGAUAAAACCUAUCAUCUGUUUAUACUGGAGUUACAGACUGCAAUAUGACAGAUGAAAACUGAUUUCUAUUUGUAGUUUGCUCAUUUGGAAUUAUAGGGCUUAUUUUUGAAAUAACUUUGAAUAAACUAAAAGGGACAUGAAAAUAAGAUUAAUCUUGAAUAAUUUUGGGCAUGUAGUUCAUACUCUAAAAGAUCAUGAGUUACGGCAGCACAGGUUUAAUGAAGCAUCGGAAGUUUGCUUUCACUGGAGCUGAAACAUGUCUUUGUUUCAAGUAACUUGAACACGGCGUGGCGCUCCUCGCAGGCUAUAGUAACGUAAAGGCUGUAUGGAUUAAGUGGUGAUCCCAGCCAAAAUGAAAUUGAUGGUGAAGGAAUGGGAAGCCAGCCAGUAACAGCUGCCAGAGGCCUUAUAGCAGCAGAUACGAACUCUGCUGGGGUUCACAGUCUGGUCCCCGCAGCAGAUGGAGAUGACAGUUGUCCCACUGACUCCCAGAUAUGGUGUGUCUGUAUAGAUAAAGAUAGUUUAGUGUGGCAGGGUCUUGAACCCUUGUACAAUCCGCUUUGAUCUCACUCAGGCCCAUUUUCUUUGGAAAUGAUAUCAGGAAAUGAUUUUUAGAAAAACUGCAAUGACGCUGUUUUGAUACAGAAGAAGAAGAACUUUAUUUAUCCCUGCGGGGAAAUUCAGUACCAAUACCAGAGUGCUCUGCUUACGAAUUUGUUGAAGCAGGUUUCCAAUUAAAAGCUUGAAGUCCAAAUUAAGUAUCUAGUGGAGUUAGUUGCUUACUUUAAAUGUGGAGUUUUGUGAUCAUUUUAGGUGUUAUUAAAAAUGUGAGUCAGGCCAUAUGAAUACAUGUAUUUAUUUUCAAUCAUCAAACACUCAAGAUUCAAGAAAGUCUAUAAAAAAAGAGGAUAGAAGCUUCAAACAAAAAUAGUUAUUAUUAUUACUGUAAUGCAAUAUGCUAAACAGUAAAAUGAACCAAAAAUACAUAAUAUUUAACCAAAAGAAAAUAAAAAUGUCAACAGAAACAUGUCGUUAAAUUGAGCCAUUUGCUAAAAUAAAUAAAUAAAAAAAAAGCAAAUGUUUUCACAAGAUUAAAUCAAAAAUGGAAAGUUUCAUAUUUUGUGAUCAAUCAGUUAAUAAGCUGUUACUUAAUCGAUCUAAAAGUCAUGCAGUGAAAUUUAGGUGAAAAAUAUAUGUAGCAUUUGUUAGUUAACUGGAAAUAAAAAUGUGAAGAACAAAAAGUCCUUUGGUGAAUUUAAAGUAACUUGUUAUUUUUUAUUAAUUAAAAAUGAUAGUGUUGGAAUCGUGAAAUCGAUAAUUGCCCAGAUAAAAAGCCCAUUUUGAAGCAGCUAUUGUUUGGGAACAACAGUAGUUCCUUGUAUUGUUCCCUGCCCUCCUGAAUUCAGAGUUUCUAACCGAGGCAGGGUGGGUUUGUGGGUUUCAUUUGUGCUGCCUUUGAAGCCCCUCUCCUCCUGUCCCCUCCCCCAGUUUGAUUUUGUCUUUUGGAAGUGGAACAAAAUAUCAGGUAUGCUCUGGCGAAGCCCACCCAGCUUAGUUCCAACAAAAGACCUGAACCUAAUUACCGAGGCUGUGGUGAAGACCGGCGGUGUUAGUGUCUGUGUGCAGAUUACUUUCUUUACAUUCUCCAGCCUCCACGCAAGGCAGCCGGGGUCUGAUUAGAAACGUGUCCCCCGGUCAAUGUCAUUAUUCCUUAAGAUCACUCAAUGAACAAACUGUUUUAUGUCAGCCGGGUUCUUGUUUAAUUGUCACACACCAUUGUCUUUUAGUGCACUGUGCCCAUGUUCGAGCGAGGAGCGUAUGUGAGAGUAUGCACGCACUUUAAUAAACACACACAGCAGCUCCAGCAUCUCUUUGUUCCCUUGUCCUUGUGUGAGAGAAGGCUUUCAUAAGCUCAGCUGCAGCAACUAGCUUAUAGCAUGUUUGACCUUCAGGCUCCUCCGAGUGGCUGUUUGGGGGUACUGCACACAGGGAGCACUAGACAGUCAUGCGGCGCUCUCAACCAGAUGCCUUCACUGCCUUAUAAUAAACCUUGUACUUUUCAGGCUUUGUGAUGUCGUAUCACUCAAACUCAAGCCCCGUUGAAAUUAUAUUCGAAGGAUUUGCUCCGUUGAAAAGCAUACUUAUGUUAGAUAGAUAGAUACGCUGCUUGACUGUCUGAGGUCCCUGAGGGAGAAUUUUUCCCUUAUUCACUCACUUUGUUCCAACUGUUAUUGAGCAGUAACCAAAACAGAAAUGCUGCCUUCAAAAAUAAUGGUGCAAGUAGGUAAAUGGUGCACAUAAAAAACCUCAAAAGCCUCGGCUGUUUUGUUUUAAGACUACAGCACAGAGGAAAGACGGCACCAGUUCUCCAUCUGGUGGAUUUAGAGGGAAAUGCAAAAAGGGAAAUGUCUGAAAAAGGCUGCAGCAUUUUUUUAUUCAUUUAUUGAUUUAGAGAAUAACAACUCAGUUUUCUGUAAUACACCAGAAAUAAUAAAGUCUACCUCUCUGUGAUGAUGGGAACUCUGUGUGUCAGUCGAGCAUCUUAACUUCAGCUGGAGAGCAAACCUUUGUAUUUACAGUUCGUCAUGCUGUCCUGUAACAGCCAAAGAUUCAGUUUAGGAUCAACAGGUUGAAGAAGAGCAGGUUUAAGAAAACGUUUCAGAGGGCACUAACUCUCCUUUUUCUCCCUCCAUGUUUUUAGGAUACACCUCAGCAGGCACUCCUUAUAAAGUGCCCCCCACUCAGUCCAAUGGAGCACCCCCACCAUACACCCCAACCCCCACCCCAUACCCAACAGCCAUGUACCCCAUCCGCAGUGCCUACCCCCAGCAGAACUUAUACGCACAGGUAAGUGGAUGUUCACUCCAAGGCUGCUAUUGAGAUAAUUAUUAUUCAUAUUAUCAGUUCUGUCCACUGAUCAUUGAGCAGAGCCAUUGAAAAAUCUGCUCACAUUGUUGUAAGCAGUUGAAGUACUUGUAACGUAUUAACAUAAUGGUAUUUCUUUAUUUUCAAGAGUUACUAAUUUCAGCUUUAAGCUCAUUUAAUUGGAUUUGAGACUGAGAGUGAAUGAGAAUAAAUGUCAUUUUAUGGUGAAGAUGCAGCUUUGGUGAAGACCCUUUUCAUUAGAUGUUCUUUAGCUCACUGAAAGGAUGUCUUUUUUCAUUAAUAACAUAGACUACUCUGAUCUGUGUUGAAAUGCUAUUAAAUAUCAUCAUUUGAAUAUCAAGCUGGUCAAAUUCUGUAAACUUAAUGGAAGUUUUUUGUUUGGUUUUUCUGUGAAUAAGAAUCAAUUAACAGUUUCAAGACUCAAGAAAAGUAACUCCCCCACAAAAACUAAGACCUUGGUGUACCUAAUCACAAAUGUGUUUCUAUUUCCUGCUAAAUUACACUGGUAAUUUAUAAAAUAGGAUGAGUAAUGUUGUUUGGGAUAUAGAUAGAUAUUUUGUUUUUUUGUUACUUCUUGUUUCUUGUCUUUACGUUAUCAAACGCACAUUGCAAGAAAAAGAAAAGAACAAAGGCAAGAUGUCCAUCUGCAAAGUAGUCUGGAUUUGUCUUUUGUUCUCUUUAGUGUCUGCACUGCAAAAACACCAAGCAGCCAAGACUUGCUCUCAGAAAGCCCACAGUGGAGUUGACUCAUACAUCACUCUCUGAUCCACACUUUUCCUUGUCUUUCUUACAGGGAGCGUACUACACUCAGCCUGUGUAUGCGGCUCAGCCACAUGUGAUCCAUCACACCACUGUGGUUCAGCCAAACAGUAUCCCCUCCACAGCCCUCUACCCGGCCCCUGUCCCCGUACCAGCUCCUCGCAACAACGGCAUGGCUGCUAUGGGGAUGGUAGCCGGGACAACCAUGGCCAUGAGUGCAGGUAGGUCCAGAAAAAGAUUCAGCUGUUUUCUGUGGAUUGUCAAUCGUGAUUUUUAGGUCGCGUUCACACAACCCUCGUUUAGUCCGGUUGAACCAAACCCUGGAGCGUUUACCCCCUUGGUGCGGUUCCUUUGGGUCGGCGUGAACGCUGACCUCAAACUCUGGUGCGGAUCAAAUAAACAAACUCUGGUCUGCAUGGAGCGGUUCAUUUCUGGUGUGAAUGUCAUCCACACCAAUCACAGGAAACGCACCACACCAGUGCUGGUUGUGAAAUAAAUGUUGUCCGCUCACCUCACUUGUCCCGAUUGACACCAGAGUGACUUCCGGUUCCGUUUUCUGAUUGAGCGAUUGAGUUUGUCCUUUGUGAACGCAAACCAGACCAGUUAAACAAUCGAAACAAAUGUAUCGUCCUGCCUUGGAUUCGAAUCAGGAAACGGACCUUUAGGUGUAAACAUGACUUUGGACUUUCUUAUGGAUGUUUUCAUUUUUUAACCACCUUUCUGGAUGGUUGUACAAAUGUAUGUUUAGACUCGUCAUUUUCUUUAUUUAGUGACAUAUUUCUAAGAUUUCAUGUGCUUGUCAGGUUCAUUUUAUGGUUUCUCAUAAAAUCAGUCAGUAAGCACAUACAUAAGGCACACUGGAUUAUACGCCGACUGUCAAUUUUUUGAGAAAAUUGAAGGAACUUAAGUGCUCCUUAUUGUCUGAAAAUAGAUAGAAUAAAUUCAUGAGUGCCUACAGCUCAUUACCUGUGUUGUUAACUCCCUACAGGGACCCUGCUGACAACGCCCCAGCACCCCCAGAUUGGAGGACACCCAGUUACUGUGCCAACCUACAGGCCACAAGGGACACCUGGGUACAGCUACGUACCGCCUCACUGGUAGAGCCCACCCGUCAUGUGAGUGUCAGCCCUCCUACUGUUUCUCUUUGAGAUGUUCCUCACCACCCCGAUUUUCCCUCUUCCAUCUGUUCCCUCCUCCUCCUCCUCCUCGUCCCCCUCCUCCCUGCUUUUCAUCCCCCUUUUUUGUUCCUCCAUUGUCACUCUGACUUGAACAAACUGUGCCGCCACACAUUUCCUUCCCUCAGAGGCCCACUGUCUGUCUUAAAUCACUCGCCAAUGUGUGCCUCUGCUCUUCUUUCCCAGCAGAUCUGGAGUCCACCAUCGUAUGCAACUGCUCAAUUCUUACACGGGCUCCCCCUGGUUACCACGGGAACUCGGCACCUGUCUGCAAGAACAAAACUAAAGUGCAACAGCCACUUUACUAUUAUUGUUAUUGUUAUUAUGCGACAUUCUAUUACUUUUUUUUAAAGCUGCUUUUAUUUUUUUAUUUUUACUCUGUUCAUUUGCCAACCAGUCAUUACCUUAUUUUGUAUUGUUUUCUUUUAUACAUUUUAGUUCCUCACUUUAUUUUGCUGUGUCUGUCAUCGGAACUCCAGAAGGACUCUUGACCAAUCACGGGUGUCAGUCGCUCCUGUUUCUGUGUUGUGCUGGUGUGUGUGGUCCUUCCUGCUGCUGCUGCUGCUGCUGCUGCUCAGUUGGCUGGAAAAUAUUUGGGCACUUAAUCUUCAUCAUCAUCUCCGUCAGUGGCUACAAUGUUGACCUAUGCUGCCAAAUUUUCUAAUGACUAGAUAUCAGCACAGGGUUUUUGCAGAAUUUGGAGUUAUUUAAUUUUUGGCGUUCACUUUUUUUUUUUUUUUUUUUUCACCCGAGCUUUCCUUUCCCCGCCUUUUGUUCUUCCUUCCUCUUCAUCGUUUUUGUUACAUUUACAGUUUAAUCUCAGUCGUCUUCCAACGCGUAGCUGUCUGUCUGGCAGCAGUCAGUCAAUCAUGUCUGUAAACGCCUCCUCGUGAGUGCUGAGUCGCUCUGAGCAGAGCACUUAACCCAUCCUGCUGUGUACCCCACUGUGUCCACAUCCUCGCUUCUACACACUAAGAAAACCUACUCCAUGCUACAUACUAUGCAGCAGUAUGUUGUUACACUGUUGAAUUCUUAACCUUAGCAUAGGUCAAUACGAUAACUAUGAGUAUUUAUGAUAAAUAGGUGGUCGUGCACACUAGCUAACACACACAGGGGCUCCUGCGAUGUGUCGGAAACCAUCACUUUUUGGCGCUUACUGUGUAAAACCUCCAGUUGUGUUGUUACUUAUCUGUACACACAUACACAGAAACACACACACACACACACAACAUGGAUUUCUGAGGGUGUGCACAGCAGACCGCAGAGAAGGAGUUUAAAGGGACUGUGUCAGCGCUGAGAGAGGAGGGCAGAGGCAGACAGAGAGCAGACAGCAAGAAAAGGAGGAGGGGAGGAGGUCUUAUGGUCACAGUCGGUCAGUUUUUCAAGGUACAAGACAUUUGAGUUUGUGACAGCUCACCUCUAAGAGCCCACACAGACACACUGCGUUUUUUUGCACUAUAUGUAUUGUACAUUGAUCCCUCACUGUGACUAUAUCGUCUCCUCCUCUUCCUCCACCUCCUUUCCUUCCUAUAGCCAAACACUCAACGGAUCGAAACCCAGACUCUUGAGUAAACAUUAAUAAUGGACCGGUCAAUAAAUGUGCUGAUAGAUGAAAAGGAUUCAAUCUAGUCUGCUGCACCGCGCUGUGAGUGAGCAAACCAUUGAUAUGAGUGGAUGCUUGUUGAAUCGGAGAACAGGUCCAUGUUGUGUUACUCACAGAAUUGGAGCAAAAAAAAAUGUACCUUUUGGGCUUUUCUUCAUAGAUAAAAUGAUCUGCAGAAUGAAAUCAUAAAUUCCUGAAAGUGCAGAUCUGAGAUGACGCUUUCACUCUGUCACUGAGUUUGAAGUCGGUUCAGUCAAGUUUGGCCUCCAGGAGCCUGAGAAAAGGGGUUUCUACAUUAUCUUUUUUUAUUUUUCUACUAUGCUUCUUCUACAGGAGUCGCAGAUUGACACGUCUGCUUCAACCAUCUGCAUUGAAACAUUAUCUCCAUCCAAUAAAAAAAAACAGCAUUUAUCUUGAUGGAUUGAAAACGUGUUUUCAAAGGUGGAUAAAAAUUGAGCCAACGAAACAUGGACCACAUACAGCCAUUUUUGUUGCCUUUUUAUGCUUAUACAUAUAAAUAAGGCAUUUUCGGACAUGCAAACGGCUUUCGCAGCCACAGAAUGAUGAUGUUAAUCAAACACUACAACACAUUGAGUAGUGGUGGGUGGGUUUGAUAGUUAGCUGAGGCCUGUGGUAUUUUAGGAAAAAUAAGAAGUCAUGAAUCUGUGGACAGAUCAGUAUAGCAAGAAAGCAUUUACAGCGCAGGUGUGUAGGUGAAAUGGUUUGAUAUUGCAAUAAAACGAGAGGGAAUGCCUCCAACUGUUAUCAAACAGUAAUUAUUUUAUCAGCGUUUUGAAUUGAUUUUUAAAAAGAAGCUUAUUGUUGUAAUCUCUUAAGUAUGGAUUACAGGCUCUGUAUGCAGCCUCCACUCAAUAAUUAUACACUUACUGCUAAGAAGAGUAGAACAUAUCAAGAAUUUGGGUAUUGAAUAACUUUGUGAGGAAAUAUUGCACAACUUAAGACAAAAAAAAAGAACUUGAUGACUAUAAUUUAAUGCUAAGUAACAGGUACCUAGGCUUCGUAGUGCAGGUGGGCGGAAAAAGCAAUUUAUAUUGUAAUUAAGAAUAAAACAAUAAGGUCGAGUGUUUGAGGUAUUCUUAGUCCAGAUAUUUGUACUCUAGUAGGUAAAUUCUCAAGAAAAUAAGACAUCAUGCUGCUGUCUGAUGAAAACUGUUGAUAUUUGAACUUUAUUUUGAAAUCCACCCUUGCGUUUAAAAAAAAAAUCUGAAUCUUGUACAUUUAAAUUCAAGGCACUAAAGCUGAAUAAAACAAAACAGUUUUCAUACGCUAGCAGAAAUGUCACUUGUCAUUAGGGUUUAUUUAACCAACCACUACUUCUGUCAGUAUUUUCAAUUUUACCUAAUGGAGUUUUGUUUUUUCCUUACUUCCCUCUGGUCAAAGAAGCAUAAUGGGUAUGCAUAAUAUUCAGGUGUAUUACACUAUAGCAUUGGAUCUCUAAGUAAAAAAAAUGCAGUAUAUUUAUACAGCAAGUGGUACAGUAAUGUAUUUCUAGCUAAGCAUGGUUGCAUCAGUGUGGCAGCUACUAUUUGUGCUUUUAAUAUUUUCUUUUACCCUCUCCUCUGCACCUCCGUUGUCUGUGUUUGUGUCACUGCAGGAGAAUUUAAAACCAUGUCUUGUAAGUGAAUACAAGACAUGUUGAAAUUUUUCCCUAACAAAUUCACUUUUUUAUGUUGCCUGAAUUUACAGAUACCGAGAAAGCGGAACUGAAUAAAGUGCUUUUUUUUUUCUCAAUUUGACUGUGAAAAAAAAAAAAGGUUACCGUGCUAUUUUUGGGAGACACCUUUGCGGUCUGUUUCUUUUCUGUAGGUGCAAAGAUGUAUUGACCGAUGUCUUGAGAACCCUCAGCCUCCACAUCCUUUUGUUCUGUGCCAUAUUUUACCCACAGAUGUUCAGUAAAUAUUAGUUCCUCCUCUUAAGUAACUGGUGAAUUUUAAAGUCCUUGUUACGUCUAGCUUCCUGUGAUUCUGUGUUUUCCUAUUGCUGUCCUAUUUCUCACUUUGUUGUUGAUGCAUAUUGCCUGUUUCACUUUUUAGCUUUCUUACUGUACCCUCUGUUUUUACCCUCACCAUUUUGCAUCCUUUUAACCAUUCGAAACAUUUUUAUCAUUUCUACAGAUGCAAAUUGGAGCAUAUCCACCUAAAUUAUUCGUCUUUGCUCGCAUACUCUCAUAUUUUACCAUUUUUGGUGCUUUCAGUCUGACCUUUGCAACCCUCAGUAUAUUAAGAAUAAUGAAAUAGUCAUGCAGUUGGUGUUUGUAACGGCCAAAAUCAAUAUGCUUUUUACAAUUAUGAAAACUCAUUGGAACCUUUUUGACACUAGAUGUCGCCAGUGAUAAAGCCUGGCUUCUCUGCGGAUCAGUGUGAGCCAAAGUAAAUGAAAAAUUCAGCAGACGUCUUCUAAAUCUAAAAACGACUUUUGAAACCAGAGAAAUUUUAGUGGGUGGUCAUUUUGAAAAUGAGUGUCUGUCUUCUGGGCAUCUUACUCAACAAAACCUUAUUUUGUUGAUCUACAAAGGACUUGGUCAAUCCAAGUUAACCAUCAAUAAGGGGGCACUUCUUGCCCUCUGGGCUGAGGACCAAUGCUCUUAAAAACUGUAAAAAAAAACGAGGACUCAGUAAAGAGGCAGAACCACUGAGUUAUGAGAACAGUUGGAGGUUAAAUGUCUCCGCUUGUCUAACUGCUUCCUCAUUUCACAUUCCUUGCCUCUCAUUUGUUUCAAUUUGCACUUAAAUGAAAAUGAAUAGUUUGGAACAGUUUGGAUUUGGAGGGGAAAAGGCAAACAUGUCUUAAUCGUUGAUCUUUUAUCAUCUUUUAAACAUCCAUCACUCUGCCGUCUGUGAUUGGAUGGUGGUUACUUUAAAAACAUUCUGUUUCUUUUCUCUUCAACAGUGAAAACAUAACUACAAAGUUUCCUAUCACCCCCUCUCCUCUCCUUCCAUCUUCUCUCUUCCCUCUUUCACCCUUUUUUUUUUGCCUUGCAGUUGCUAAGUCUUACUUUCUUUCAUAAGUAUAAAUUAAAACACUACUAUCACAGUGAAUAGUAGGCUUUUCAAUGUCUUUGAUGUUCUGCUGCAGCUUUUUAUUUUCAACUUGUCAGAUAUCUCUUAGUUUGAUUUGACACUAAAUGUGAUGCAAAAAGUGGAAAUUCCUUGUCUUCCAAAAAAAAAAAAAAAAGGAUACUCGUAUUCUUUCCCCCCCUGAAUCGAGUAUUAGGAACAACCCCCAUCUUUUGGAAGUUUUAGUUUGGUACCCAGUUUGCACAUGCUAUGGUAUAUCUGUUACCGUAAGGUUGUGUUUGAAACAGAAGCCCAACGUCUGUUCAACGUUGAGAGAAAUGAAUUGUAUGUUAGCUAUUUGGUCCAGAGUGACGGACCAGCGUCAGGCUUGUGAUAUGAAGUGUAAAUCUGUUUUUAAUUUUUUUUUUUUUUUUUUUUUUUAUGUUUUCUUUUUUGUUGUUGAGGGUUUUUUUAAAGAUCAGUUAGUGAUCUUAGUACUAUAACUAAGCCAAGUUUGUAAUUGUAUAUUUACUGUAAAAUGUAGAACAUUGAAUAACUAUUAAAAUUUUCCUAUAAAAGGAACAAUG